Molecule: messenger RNA, 2436 nt
Organism: Gadus macrocephalus (Pacific cod)
Lineage: Eukaryota; Metazoa; Chordata; Actinopteri; Gadiformes; Gadidae
Product: hydroxycarboxylic acid receptor 2-like
Exons: 2
Coding region: 382-1437 (351 amino acids)
Biological process (GO): G protein-coupled receptor signaling pathway
Cellular component (GO): membrane
Molecular function (GO): G protein-coupled receptor activity
Source: RefSeq, a predicted model, not a curated record
CGUCCAUUCUCAAAACAUCUUCACUGAACAAUUCUCGGAAUCUGUAUUAUAUAAGGCUCUGUUGUACUUCCAUCAAUAGGCCUACAUUUUAACAUCAUCACCAUCUUUUUUGCCGGGUGAGUUGCUGCUCUAGCCUAUAAAAGUGUUAAAAAAAGUUUGUUGAGAUUGAGAUUCAAAAUAAGGAACGGAAACAGAAUUUACUAAUUUCCGCACCUAUCCCAUUGAAAGGAUUAAAUUCACCAUCCAUUUCUACAGGAAUCGCGAACAGGAAUUAUUCUGUAAAUGCUUAGCAGAAGCUCAAUAUAUAACGAAACAGGAAACCGGUGAUGAAAUCCUGCUGUCUACACAUCCAAAACAAUUAAUCCCUACCCACCCACCACGAUGUCUGUCACCACCACGAUGUCUGUCACCGCCCCGACAGCUGUGGAUGCCGGGGGUCGCUGCCCACCUAUCGGAAUACCCCUGGAAGGCAUCAUCCUGCCGCCCAUCCUCACCGUAUACGUCAUACUUGGGCUUCUAGGAAACGUAGUUGCCUUUUGGAUCUUCUGCUGGAAGCUCAAAAGCUGGAAAUGCACUGUGCAAUUCCUCUUCAACAUUUUAAUUGCCGACUUCUUCGUGCUGGUGAGCUUGCCACUGAGGAUCGAUGCCUUGCUCAGGGGUUACUGGGUUUUCGGUGACGGCAUGUGCCGGAUCAACCUCUUCCUGAUGUUCACCAACCGUUCGGCCAGUAUCGGCUUCAUGACGGUUGUGGUGAUCUACCGCUACUUUAAGGUGGUGCACCCACACCACCGCUUCAACCGCAUGACCAAGAGACAGGCCUGGUACGCGGCGGCCUUCCUGUGGCUGCUAGUCAUCGCUCCGCGGGUUCCUAUGCUGGCGUUCAGCCAUAUCAAGGGCGAAGGCAACCAGACCCAGUGUUUCUUCUUCACGUCCUACGGGGAGGCGUCGUGGGCCAUCCUCGUCCUGGUGCGCAUGCACCGCAUCCUGUCGGUGCUGGAGUUCCUCGUGCCCCUGGCCAUGCUGCUCUUCUGCUCGGCGCGCAUCUUCUGCGUCCUGAAGCGUCGGCAGAUAGACACGGCUGAGAGCGUGCGCGCGUGCGCGGCGAUCGUGGUCGUGUUUGCCGUCUGCUUCCUGCCCGGCACGGUGACCACGCUGGGGCUGUGGGUUAUCGGCGCGCAACGCCCGAUCGACUGCGCCUCCUUCUACGUCUUCACCCAGAUCACCGCUGUAUCGCUUGGCCUCAACUUCGUCAAAUUGGUGCUGGAUCCCGCCAUGUAUUACUUCUGCAGCCCCAUGUUCCAAAACGCCCUGGUGAGCGCGCUGCCGAAGGCGCUGCGCGGUGGUGGUGGCUGCUGUGGCUGCACGGGACACGGGGGGGAGGGAGACGGAGAGGAGGCUGCGGUGGGGACACAGUCCACCGCACAACAUGAACUCUGACCCAUCCCGACCGAGAAUGCGAGAAAGACGAUGGAAUGAUCAUUGAUGACAGCAUUAUUAUAUAUUAGUGAGGCCUUUAUGAUAAGCAUUAACUGCCUUCAACUGUAAUCAACUUUAUAACUCACAUAUUAUUAUGUGUCUGUAUGUUCCUUCAGAGGAGGCUGCAGUUUCAGGACCGCUGCACUUUAGGACCGCAUAUCAUGGUUGCCUUCAAGAUUAACCAAGGUUUAGAGAUGGUUAUGAUAAGAGAGGUUUAGGGUUUGGGUUAGUUUGGUUAGGAGGUUAGAUAUGGUUAAGUUUAGGUAUUGGGUUAGAGAUGGUGAGUUUAAGGGUUAGGGUUAUUUUAUGUUUGACAGGUCUAUGUUUAAUUAGCCAUAUGUGGUUAGCUAUGUGUUGUAUUUUAUCACGUUUUCAUGAAUUAUUCUAGAGUGACGAAUGAAUUGAAAUGUGAAACAGUGGCCCUUGGACUGCGGUCCUGAAAAUGCAACCUCCUCUAUUGUAGAAAUGAUCUCUUAAGGCCCAUUCACAACGUUAAAUACGGAUACGGACCGUUUCGUCCGGAUCCGGAGGUAUGAAUCGGCCUUUACUCCUUUGGGCAUAUACUGCAUCCCUCUCACUAUGCUGGUACAAUGUUUUCUGCAUUGUUCCAUUCAAUAGAGCUGUGAUUUUUCUUUUUUGUCUACAAGAUAUUGCAUUAUACAGUCACCAUGACUGUAUAUCAAGAAGAUUCUAGUUAUACUUAUGUUAUCCUUUCAAAAUCAUAGGUAAUUCCAGUGAAAAUAUACGAAUAUAAAUAAAAAUGGAACUCCUCACACCAACGUCACCUACAUACUUUUACUUGUAUGCAUUGCUUUAUACAAUAUUAUUCACACACGAUGCAUUAUGACACAUUCCUCAACCAGCAUCUCCAGUUCAUCAUUUUUUGUAGUUUAUGUUUGAGAAACAAUUAUCAGGAGAACAUUUUGUAAUGCACGGAAAUAAAAGUUUAACUUGUCAGAA